Molecule: messenger RNA, 3777 nt
Organism: Rotaria socialis
Lineage: Eukaryota; Metazoa; Rotifera; Eurotatoria; Philodinida; Philodinidae
Source: the annotation of a GenBank genome assembly
AUGACUUCAUCUCCAUCACCAUUUACUACUAAUACUGGCAAACUUCAAGUCUUACCCUCACCUACUACAUUAUUAUUUACUCAAUCAAUCAACAAUAAUGUUAAUCUUAAUAAUAUGGGAAGUAACAAUCAAAAUAUGCGUCAAACAAGUCUACAAAAUGGAACGAUACUUCAACAGCCAAUGACUAGUGGAUUAAUGACAACACCAACAAGUAUUGUUCGGGUUAAUCAACCACAAAAUAUGCAGCAACAUCCACAUACAAUAAGUCAGGGACAAUAUGUACCUCAAACGAUUUGGACUAAUAAUAUAUCACAAACAUCUCAACAACAACAACAAUUUACAUUACAAAAACAAACUCAUCAGCAAGCUACUGUUCAAUAUACGACUGUCAAAAAUGAACCUAUAACAAUCAGUGGAAUGCAAUCACACUCGUCUUUAAUACCGACUAAAGUUAUUACACAACCGGUUGUUCGUCAAACAGUCACAGCACAACAGACAACACAAUAUACAGAAUCUCAAAUAAAUGAUUUUGUAUCUAAAUGUCGAACAUUUCUAACUACGCUACUUCGAUUAGCAGAAAAGCAAGCACCAGAAAAAUUACCCAUGGUACGAUCUUGUAUUCAAGAACUUUUGGAUGGUUCGAUUGAUCCAGAAUCAUUUACCCAACGACUUCAUACACUCUAUAAAUCACAACCACAUAUAUCACUUGUUCCAUUUUUUAAAUUAGCAUUGCCACAUAUGCGUCAAAUCGUUAAAAAUACAUUUGGUCGUCCAAUUACUAUUGAAUUAUUAGAAAAACUUCAAUUGCCAACAAGUAAUAACAAUAAUAAUAAUAAUAAUACGACACAGAUAACAAAUGUAAACGUUGUAAAUCAAUCAUUAUUAAAUCAUCAACAACAACAUUCAGCACCUAUUUUACAACAACCAUUAUAUACAACAGUACAACCUCAACAAAAAAUUAAUAUUCUUCAGCAAACUCCUCAACAAACAUUAAUUGGUUCUACAGCAUCAUUACUCAGUCAACAACAACAACUUCAACAGCAAGCACGAACACAAAUUAGUAUUACUGGUCUUCGUCCAUUACUCACAUCCCUAUCUUCAACAUCAAAUUCAAGUCUUCUUAGCGGACAACAACAAGUUCAAUCAGUAACACAAAUGAUACUUCAACAACAACAACAACAACAACAACAACAAGAUUCACAUUCACAACGAUCAUUUAUAUCGUCGACAGCAACACUUCAACAACCACAAAUUAUAACGGUGAAUCAUCAGCCAAUUAAAACUGAAACAAUUCAUACUCAACCAUCACCUUUAACAACAAUAUCCUCGAUGCAGCAAAAAAUGAUUAUUAAAACUGAAGACGAUACAUCAGAUGAUAAUAAUUCUAGCAUUAUGGAUACACGCCAUUUAACACACGACGAUCGAUUAUUAUCUUCAGCUACUCUACGUCGACGUUUACAUGAACUAGCUGACAAAGAUAAACGAUUAACCGGUAUGGUAAUUCAUGAUGAUGCUGCCUAUGCACUUAUAUCCAAUGCUGCACAGGAGAGAUUGAAAUAUCUCUUAGAACAAGUUAAAUUAGUUGCACAACACCGCAUCGAUAUAUCUAUGAAGAAUGAUCCAUCAUAUCAACAAACAAAUGAUGUUAAAGGACAAAUAAGAUUCCUUGAAGAUUUAGAUAAAAUUGAAAAACAAAAAAAAGAUAAAUUAGAACAAGAAAAAAUCUUUCGAGCUGCUAAAAGUCGUUCGAAAACAAAUGAUCCAGAAGCAGUAAAAUUAAAACAAAAAGCUAAAGAAAUGCAACAAGCGCAAUUCGAAGAACAACGCCAAAAAGAAGCUAACGAGACAGCAUUAGCUGCUAUUGGAAAGCCGAAAAAACGUAAACUCGAAGAAAGUACUAAUCAUCCUCAUCCAACCACAACAGCUUCGAAUGGACCCGAGCAAAUAUCUCCCAUUCAACCAUCACCAUCAUCAUCAGGUGUUGCAAAUUCGACGAAUACUCAUCCAAAAAUGAAAACUGCUAAACGUAUAUGCCGUGCCAAUCUUCGCGAUUUGUUAAGUAUCAUGGAACGAGAUAAAUAUCUUAAACGAACAACACUUCUUGUUAGAGCACUUAAUAUGUCCAAAGAUAUUGAGAAAGAAAAAGAGAGCUCAACUGUAGAAAAUGAAACUGGUGGUUUAGAAACAGCAUGCUAUCGUCAAUGUCAUGGAGAAUUUUGUUUGACAUCAACUGUGAAUCAUUUUGUACAUGAAAUACCGUUGGAUUUUUCACCAUUUCUUGAUUCUCUAGCAAAUUAUACACCGACAACAUACAAACGCAUUGAAGCUCUACUUAAAUCAGAUCAUUCAAUUGAUCGAGUGAAAAGUUUAAUUCUAAAUAAACAUAUUACCUGCAAGGAUCUAUGUUUGUAUUAUUUAAAACGCAUACAAAUGACAAAUAAUUAUUAUAAAGUUAUUAUUGAACUUAAUCCACAUUUACUUUCGGAAGCUCAACAAAUUGAUGAACAGAUAAACGAAAAUAAAGUCAACGAUAAAUUAUUAUUUGGUUGUGUCGCUGCUGUCAAAGGUAAUAUUAGUGUACGUGAUAUGUACAAUGAUGCUGGUUCUUAUGUUCUUCAUGAAAAUAAAAUGAAAGAUGAUGCAUCAAUUAUUAAAAAACUGCGACAACAAGGCUGUGUGAUACUUGGUCGGGCUAACUUAUCUGAAUGGGCUUAUGCAUUGUCGGAAAAUAUUCCAUCGGGUUUCUCAGCUGUAGGAGGUCAAUGUCUUCAUCCAGAUGAUAUACAUGAAGAUGUUAGUGGUUCCUCAAGUGGCUCAGCAGCUGGUAUUAAAUUAAAUUUUUUUACAUUUUCAUUAGGAACAGAAACUCAAGGAUCAAUAUUAUCACCAGCCAUACACACAAAACAUGUUUGUGCUCUCAAACCAUCAGUGAAUGCAUGGCCAAAAGAUAAUAUUAUACCUAUAAAUUAUGAUCAAGAUACCUGUGGCCCGUUGGCACGUACUAUCGAGGACAUUGAAUUAUUACAUCGAAUUGCUACGGAUAUUAAAGAUGAUAAUCAUAGUCGAUCAAUUAGAGUUGGUUAUAUUAUUCAAUCACAAGAAGAUCUCGUCAUACUUCAAAGUCUUUCUCCACUGUUACCAUUAACAACAUUAGUUGAUUUAAAUAAAGAUCCAGUUCUUGCUCAACUCAUUAUACCUAUACUAGAUCCAACACGUACAUGUAAUGUAACCUUUCAAGAUUAUCUUUGUUAUGCACUAGGACGUGAUAUUCCACGAUAUUUAUCAGCUCAUUCAUCGUCUUAUUCUCAUGAAACUCUCUCAUCUAUUGUUGAAUGGAAUUCAUCCCAUUCACAAUAUAUUCCUUAUGGACAAUUAUUAUUUACACAAGCUUUAGAAUCGAAACUAACACAAGAAGCCUAUGAUAAAUAUAGACAAACAGUCGAAGAAGGAUUUCAAUCAUUUAUUGAAUAUCUUAAAUCAAAAUAUUCAAUUGACUGUUUAUUAACAAUGGAUAAUCGAGAUAUAUUUGCUAGUACAGCUGUAUGUGGUACACCACGUGCUACAUUAACACUCGAUUAUUAUAAUCCUGAUCAUCAACAAAUAAAUGUUGUUGCUGUUGGAUUUUCACUCGGCGAUGAUCUUCUUCUUCUUCGUCUUCUUCAGCGCUUAGAAAAAGCUAGGCUUCAAGUAGGAAAAAUUGAUACACGAACAUCAUUUCAAAAAUAUGUUCAACAACCAAUAAAAUCUGCUUAUCAAAAUAAUUGUGUUAUCCUUUGA